This is a messenger RNA of Phycodurus eques (leafy seadragon), 3443 nucleotides long. RefSeq names its product exonuclease 3'-5' domain containing 3 (gene exd3). NCBI's taxonomy places the organism in Eukaryota, Metazoa, Chordata, Actinopteri, Syngnathiformes, Syngnathidae. The record is from RefSeq and is a predicted model, not a curated record. Gene Ontology annotation, molecular function: nucleic acid binding; 3'-5' exonuclease activity. The transcript has 22 exons. Bases 268 to 2970 code for a protein of 900 amino acids. Gene Ontology annotation, biological process: nucleobase-containing compound metabolic process.
GCAGGGAAAAUUACGCCGAUUAAUGCGGCACAUAUUUCUUAUUACAUCAAUAUAUUUACUUAUUACGACAUUAACUAUUGUAUGUUCUUAUACAUACUUUUAUAAUUCGAAUUAUUAAGAAAAGUCGCGUUCCAGAUGAGUUACCUUAACAUAAAAAUGAGGGCUAAUUUAUCUCAACUUAUUUUACUCCAAGCGACAGUUGAAGCUCAAUCUCACAGCGAACACAUUUUACGUGAUUGAUAGAAACUCACCAGCUGGUGGACAGAAAUGAUCCAUUCUACUCCAGAUUCAAAUGUAGCUGAAUUUCCAACGGCGCCCUGCAAGUUGACGGCGCCGGUGGCGGACGUUGUUAACCCGGGCCACGACCGAUCCGGUCUUGACCCGACCGUGCUGAGAGAGCAGCUUUUCGAACUGUGGCGCAGCAACGAUUUGCAGACGUUCCAUUUGGAAGCCCAGGAGGGAUUUUCAGAGCUGAACGAUCCCCUGGAGGCCAUCCUAACAAUCCUAGAGUGCUCUCCGGCCAAACAGAAGGCUCGGGGCCACACCUUGGGGGCCCACAUCUUAAAGGAAUUCCAGAGCUGGUUAAAAGAACAUCCCCAGGUUAUGGUGACUUCACUUCCAGAGCAGCAAGCGACAGCCCUUAAGCAUCGGGCUCUUUUCCUUCUCACCAACACCCAGACCGUGGUUGUUGAAGGUCUCAUAAAUAUCUACCAGCUAACCACCCUGGAUCCAGCUACCCUGCGACUGCAUGUUGUGAACCUGCUGGCCCUCAAAUGCUACAAAGAGGCAGCAGUGCUUGGUAUAAAGCUGAAUUUGCAGAAUGAACUAAAUGUGGAGGAGGUAUGCAUGCCGCUCAUCUUUCAGGACAAGCUGUCCUUAGCAGAGAGCUUUGUCGCAGGACACACUCAUCUAGAACAGCAACUGGUCUCUCUGCUUGACUCCUGGUGCCACCCCAACUUCUCACUCACCGACAUGAUGAGCGAGCGGUUUCCUCACCUCUCCAGAUCCAAACACAGCCUGGCUCACAUCCAGCCCAAAAUGCUAACAAAACAUGUCUUUCAACUUGCGGAGAAAUUUAACAUUGACCAAGGGCUGUGUCCCAAUGCCCUGCACAAGAGGAGACUGGAUUCACUUCGGUUCCUCAUGUUCAAGAGAUUUUUAGAUAAAAGCAUGACGGAUGAGAAUUUUAGUGACCACGUGCAGACUGUAGUGGCAGAUGACCUUGAGCUCCAGAUCCAGUUGGUGGAGAUGUUGCCGAAGUACUGUGGACUUGAAAAAGCUGCUCAGUGGUCGCUGAGAUAUAGCCUUCCCAGGCACAGACUCCCCUGGGGGGUCUGGGACGCCCAGCAAAGUUUAUCACCCGAGCUACAACAUGCAAGCAAUUCCACACACAAUGAGGAGUGGAUGCCGUCUGAAGCUCAUUGUCAGAAGUUCUACCAGGUACCUCUCACCAAAGACAAGGUUCAGCAUGUGGACACCCUGAAAGCCCUUCAAAGUUGUCGUGACACACUCCUCAAGGGGGGUGGUGUAGUAGGAGUUGAUAUGGAGUGGCAGCCCACAUUUGGCUGUGGCUCAACUCAGCAAGUUGCCCUGAUACAGCUCGCUACUUUUGACACCGUUUUCCUAUUAGACUUGUGUGCAAAUGGAUUUUGUCAGCAUCCAGAGACCAUUACAUUCAUUAGAAGUUUUUUAUGUGAAUGUAAUGUCCUUAAAGUGGGUUAUGGCAUGGCUGGUGAUCUCAAGUGUCUCAUGUCCACCUGGCCUCAAUUUGUGGAGGAGCCAUUGAAAAUAGAGGGGAUGCUUGAUCUUCUUAACGUACACAGAAAGAUCCAGUGUGGUAAGGUGAACAGCGCUCAGUGUGGCCCUAAGGAGAUGGUAGUGGGAGAGGACUCUGCUGAGAAAGGCCUCAGUCGGCUAGUGCAACAGGUCCUGGGAAAGGCCCUUGACAAGAGCGAGCAAAUGUCCAACUGGGAGAAGCGGCCGCUGCGCGUCAGCCAAAUCAGAUAUGCCGUGACGGAUGCUUACUGUUUGUUGGAUGUAUACUCUGUGCUCUCCGCUAACGCCACCAACUUUGGGCUUCCAAGCAAUCUCCAUUCCAUCUCUUUAAGACAACCAGAGAAGAAUAGAGAUGAAAAACAGAAGGACAAAAAAAGCAAGAUGAAGAAACACAUCAGCAGCAAGGAGGAAUGUCAGGGGGCUCAAUGGGUCAGUCCCCCUUGCUCUGAUACUGAGAAAGGCCUCCUGUGUGGCAAGAAACCCCCUGAAGACUCCCCUACUGCUCCUCUUGCCCCUCAGCAGUUGCGGGUCGUGUGUGACAACAUGUUGCAAGGCCUCGGGAGGUACUUGCGCUGUUUGGGAGUCGAUGUGGUCAUGCUGGAAAAUAAUGAUGAUCACAGAGUAGCUGCAAAGUUAGCACAAGCUGAGUACCGUGUUAUACUCACAUGUGGACAGCCAUACCAGACUUUGAGGUCUCAGGUGGCCGAGGGCCGCUGUCUAUCCCUGGACUGCUCGGAGAAGGCAAGAGACCAAGCUGUCCGAGUGCUCAGACACUUCAAUGUCCGGCCAACUCCUUGUGAUAUAUUCAGUCGCUGCCAGGCGUGUAACAGUGAUCAGUAUGUGGCACUGCCCAGACAAGACAUGAUCCGGAUGCUUAAACAGAAAGGAUUUCUACAGGCAUCCGAUACGUCACUGACACCACCAAAAGAGGAGUCGUUCGAGGAUCUUGAACUCCCCAGGUAUGGUCCUCGGUGUUACUGGGCCUCCGUGUCAGAUCUGGACCCUGUGACCCUGAGCUUUCCUGGCGGGGCACCCAUACAGCUGCACACAGUACCGCCGACUCUGGUGCCCAGGGUACAGCACUACUUUGUCUGUACCCGGUGUGGAAAGGUGUUUUGGGAGGGCUCUCACUUUGGACGUGUUCUCUCCAUGUUUAAGGACGUCUUGCACGUCACAGAUGAGGGUACAGAAUAAACAUUUAAGGGGCACGGCAGAAAUGUCAAACAUUACUGUAAGGAAAAUACUGAUAGGAGGUUGUCCAAAUCUAGUGAUGCCACAAAAUUGUUAUAAAUUGUUAGAUUGUUUUUAGCUUACCUUUUCCUAAGCUAAAAAGUCAACGCAUUCAUCAUCACAUUUCAUUGAGGAUUUUUUGUUAAAGCUUUAAAAUAGAGGGAACCAAAUAUUGUUGUUAGAUGUUACUUAUCUGCCGUGAAAUAAUUUAAAAUAUGAACCUUGAAGACACCAUCCAAUUAGAAAUUGUUUUUGAAUUUUUUUCCUAACUUUUUAUUCCAACUGUUUUGUAAUUGUUUUUUAAAUUGUCUUUAUUUCAGAAGCUGAGCAAAAACAGGUCACUUUUUGUUCUUUUUCAUGCAGAUUCUCUGAGUGUAUCUUAAUCGUUGAAUUGUAAAUUCAGUAUUUGUUAAUAAAAUAGUUGUUCUUCUAAUUAA